CGUGCUGAGAAAGGAGAGAGAGAGCCGAGAAGGAUCUGAUCGUGGUGAGGGUUUCUGUUCUCUUGCCACCCACCUUCUCUUCUCCUCGAGGCUCUCGCCAUCGCGUCUGCCAGUGCGUGUGGACUCCCGACCCCAUCGAGAUUUGUUGGUCGGGGUGGAGAAUGGAGACCCUCCCAACGGCGGCGGAUAAGCAGCAGCUCGUGUCGUCCUUCCUCGAGAUCGCGCUCGGCCAGACCCCUGAGACCGCCACGCAGUUCCUUCAGGCAACGGGUUGGAAGCUUGAGGAGGCUCUCCAACUCUUUUACGUCGGCAAUGAGGGUGGUGGGCUGGCGACGUCUUCCUUUCCGCCGCCUCCCACCGGAAGUCCUAGCGAGCAGGAGAAUGUUAUGUCAAGCGGAAGUUUAGUGCAAGGUGCCCUCGAGGAUGAAGUGCGUCCACCAUUACCUGUCAAAAGAGAGACACUUUACGGGGAUACACCUUUAUUUAGGCAUCAAUCAAGUGCAAUGGUUGCGUUCCGCAAUUUUGAUGAGGAGUCAAAACGAUCUGCUGUUUGGGAAUCAAAUGAAAGUUCUGCAUCAACAGCCAAUGGUUCCCGUGAUAACCUUGCUUCUUUAUAUAGUCCACCUUUUGCUUUGAUGUACCAAGGAUCUUUCGACCAGGCAAAGAUCGAGGCUUCCCUUCAGGGUAAGUGGUUAUUAAUCAAUUUGCAGUCCAAUGAAGAAUUCAGCUCACACAUGCUCAACCGUGAUACAUGGUCCAAUGAAGCUGUGGCACAAACAAUUCGGACCAAUUUCAUCUUCUGGCAGGUGUACUAUGAUACUAGUGAGGGGAAGAAGGUCUGCACCUACUACAACUUGAUUACUCUUCCUGCUGUUCUUGUCAUCGAUCCCAUUACUGGACAAAAAAUGCGUGCAUGGAGUGGUAUGGUACAUCCAGAGCGUUUGCUGGAGGAUUUGCUUCCAUUUCUAGACAAAGGUCCCAAGGAGCAUCAUACUUUUCUUCCUCAGAAACGUCCAAGAGUUGCCCAUGAUUCUGCUCCUAAUAACAUACUAGACAAAGAAGCCGUGGAGGAGGAUGUAGAGGUUCUGCAGGCGAUAGCAGCCUCCAUGGAGGAUGCUAAAAGCCCUCCUAGGCCACCUGUAACUGAUGAUGAUCCUAAACCUGAGAAAGAUGGUGAAACCAGCUCAAACGGAAACCUGACUUAUCCACCUCUUCCUGAAGAACCAAAAGGAAGCAAAGAACUUUGCAGAGUCGGGAUUCGUCUCCCAGAUGGCUGUAGAAUCCAGAGAAAAUUUCUUCGAACUGAUCCAAUAAAGCUUUUAUGGUCUUUCUGCUCCUCUAAGUUAGAGGAUGGACAAAGACGACCUUUCCACUUUACGCAAGCCAUUCCUGGUGCAUCAAAGAGUCUCGAAUACGAGAGUAACUCAAACUUUGAAGAAGCAGGUUUAUCAAAUUCAAUGAUCACCUUGGUUUGGGAUUGAAAUCUUCAUGAAAAUAGUGGCACGGGGCUGACGGCUUGCUCAAAAUUUCAGUUUGCGGACACGAAAGGUUUCUUUUAGUUUGUCUUGUAGUUUAAAUGGUGUCUCUACACAGGCAAAAAUUAUGAAUUGCUGAUUUAUUAGUUAAUACAAAGACAGUAAUAUGUUACCUCAGGCAAAUGGACUCUGUACAGGCACAAACCAUGAAUUGCUAAUUUACCACUUAGUAUAGAAUUGACCACAGCAUUUUUGCA
This is a messenger RNA of Musa acuminata subsp. malaccensis (wild Malaysian banana), 1732 nucleotides long. Its product is annotated as plant UBX domain-containing protein 7. The record is from RefSeq and is a predicted model, not a curated record. Gene Ontology annotation, molecular function: ubiquitin binding. Gene Ontology annotation, cellular component: nucleus. NCBI's taxonomy places the organism in Eukaryota, Viridiplantae, Streptophyta, Magnoliopsida, Zingiberales, Musaceae. Gene Ontology annotation, biological process: proteasome-mediated ubiquitin-dependent protein catabolic process.